Aspergillus versicolor CBS 583.65 is the source of this 432-nucleotide messenger RNA. RefSeq lists its product as uncharacterized. The record is from RefSeq and is a predicted model, not a curated record. The transcript has 2 exons. NCBI's taxonomy places the organism in Eukaryota, Fungi, Ascomycota, Eurotiomycetes, Eurotiales, Aspergillaceae. Bases 1 to 432 code for a protein of 143 amino acids.
AUGCGUUUCCUGAUCCCUCUCGCCCUCCUCGCCACGUCUGCGAUGGCCGCCGACAAGACUGCUGAAGACUACCUUGGCGAUGUUAUUCCCCAAUGUGUGCUAAGCUGCUGGACGGAUUACGCCAAAACUAUUACUGGAUGUGACUCUCUCACUGAUAACGACUGUGUUUGCCAAAGCAUCGACCAAGUGAUGACAUCCACCGACGAAGAUGCCACGAACACUCUCACGUCGUGCAUGAAGGAGCAGGGUACUAGGUGUGGCAAGGAAGACGCGGAAAAACUCAAGAACUUUGAGGACCCUAGCAAGCUUACUGACGCCGUAUCCGAAUUUCAAUCCUCUUGCCCUGACACUGGUGCCGCUUCUGCCAUGUCUCCUUCCAACAUCCUCAUGGGUGUCGGUGCCGGUGCUAUGAUGAUUGUCGCCGCCGUCUAG